CUGACAACCGUCGCAAAAAAUCCGCAUCGGAACACGGCAGGACGAGAACAUGUGGAUCGGCUGAUGCGAACGUCUCCAAAUAAAAAAGUAUUAUGAGCGAGUUAAUUUGCAAAUAUGCCGCCGGAUGCUCGGUUAGACAGCUCGGGCUCUAGUUUCGCCGAGAUAAAGCCGCUGACAUGUUUUUGGCGGCUUGUAGGAAGAGCUGGCUGAGCUGCGCUAAAGGACACACUCACGGACUGACUGCCAGCACCGCUGCCUCCUGCCACUACAAAACACCUGCAAGCUUACAUCUGAACAACACUACAUCUCAUCUCCGAUGGCUUCAGAGGCUGAAGACCAGGCGCUGGAGCUCCUCGCUCCUGAGACCAGAUCUGGACCUCCACAGAGAAGCCGUUCAGAGAUCAGAGCCUCUCUUCUCUGUUGCAUGUAGAUCCAAACCGUGCAAGCAUCCCAGCAGUACUUUAAGUCUGUAUGGUACCAACGGCUUUUGCACCGAAGCGUCUAGAAAGCCAGGUUUGGAAGAAAAGCAGGAUUCGGGGGAAAAGAGUGAGGACAAAGCAGACGAGGGACAUUUCCAGUUUAAAGAGCUGUAUGAGAAUCCAUGGACAAUCCCGAACUACCUCUGCGUGGCCCGGAUCGUUCUGUCUCCCGUGCUGGGAUACUUGAUCAUGGAGCAGUACUUCCACGUCUCUCUGGGGCUUUUUGUACUCGCCGGAGCAACAGACUUGUUGGACGGCUACAUCGCACGUAACUGGCCCAAUCAGAAGUCGGCUCUGGGCAGCGCUCUGGAUCCGUUGGCGGACAAGAUACUCAUCAGCGUUCUUUACGUCAGUCUGACAUAUGCACAGCUCAUCCCAGCUCCGCUCACGGCCCUGAUCAUUUCCAGAGACGUAGCGCUGAUCGCCGCCGUUUUCUACGUGCGCUACAAAACGGUUCCGCCUCCGGUAACGCUCAGUAAAUUCUUCAACCCGUGUUACACCACCGCUCGGCUGAAACCAACACUCAUCAGCAAGAUCAACACGGCGGUGCAGCUGUUUCUGGUGGCUGCGUCUCUGGCUGCUCCUGUGUUUCACUACACCGACAGUGUUUUGCUGCAGUCUCUGUGGUACGUCACCGCGCUGACCACUGCAGCGUCCGGCUACAGCUACUAUCAUUACGGUAAAAAGACCGUGGAGGUGCUGAACAACACCAAGUAGACGUACAGCCGCCCGAGAUUGAGCUUUGACCAAGACAUUCGGAUAAUCAACGAACGAUGGAAACUGAUCUUAAGACACUUUAGUCUGUACAAAGUCCAAAAUUAUUUUUUUGAUUACAAUAUUAAAUUAACGGGGUUUCGUGGUUUUUGAUUGGUAUAUGGUUUUCGACUCCACAGCGAACUUUUUUAAAAUCACUUUUAACGAGCUUUGGGUCAGCUUUUCUGAAUAAAAAUGGACAUCAAAUAC
Messenger RNA from Puntigrus tetrazona (Sumatra barb), 1442 nucleotides. RefSeq names its product cardiolipin synthase 1 (gene crls1). The transcript has 7 exons. The coding region runs from base 177 to 1196 and encodes 339 amino acids. NCBI's taxonomy places the organism in Eukaryota, Metazoa, Chordata, Actinopteri, Cypriniformes, Cyprinidae. Gene Ontology annotation, biological process: cardiolipin biosynthetic process. Gene Ontology annotation, cellular component: membrane; mitochondrion. The record is from RefSeq and is a predicted model, not a curated record. Gene Ontology annotation, molecular function: cardiolipin synthase activity.